AUUCUUUCAUGCGGAAAGAGAACUGGAACAAUGGCAGCAUCAACCCCUCACCCGUUUGACCCCAUCACUCCCGAGGAGAUCCAGUUGGCCACUAAGAUCCUCCAGGCUGCCUUCCCCGGGGUAUCCCUCCGGUAUAAGAAGAUCGAUGUUCAGGAACCAAUUAAGAAGGAGGUGGUGCCUUUUAUCGAGGCGGAGAGACUAGGACAACCACUUCCUACCCGGCCAACCCGGUUGUUACAGGUUCUCUUCCAUCGGCUAGACAAUGGGGCAUUCUAUAAGGCAUUGCUGAAUGCCGGAACACGCUCCAUCAUCUCGGCCAAGGAAAUGCCGAAAGAUAUCCAGGCCUCCGUCGAUGCAGAUGAGAUGAUCGAGAUCGAGCAGCUAUGUCUGAACCAUCCUGCUGUCCAGGCGGAAGUGGCGAAACUUCAAUUACCCGCGGGGGUCACGGUGUGCAACGACCCCUGGAUCUAUGGAACGGAUGAUCCGAAGGAGACUCGUCGCCUGUUCCAAUGCUAUAUGUAUAUCGUAGCCACCGAUCAUCCGCAGAAUAACCACUACUCCACACCUUGCAAAUUCUCUCCAGUCUUUGAUGGUCUCACCCGAGAGCUAGUUCGCAUAGACUAUCUUCCGGGUGGACAUGAUGCCCAGAUCACAGAGACUCAACCUUGGAAGCCCGUCGAGACCAUUCAAUACGCACAUGACCUCCUACAGGGGCCAUUGCGCCCAGAUCUAAAGCCGUACAUUGUCCAGCAACCCCAGGGAGCAUCAUUCGACGUCCAGGGCAAUGUAGUCUCCUGGCAGAAGUGGCGAUUCCGAGUGGGUUUCAACAGCCGUGAGGGUCUAGUUAUCUACAACCUGACAUACGGCGGACGCAAUGUGUUCUACCGACUGUCGGUUUCGGAGAUGACCGUUCCGUACGGCGACCCCCGCGCACCCUACCACCGCAAGCAAGCAUUUGACGUGGGAGACGUGGGCUUUGGUAUCACCGCGAACCAACUAUCCCUGGGAUGCGACUGUCUCGGCCACAUCAAGUACUUUGACGGCUACCGCUCCGACUCCAAAGGCAACCCUGUUCACCUGCCCAACGUUAUCUGUCUGCACGAGCAAGACAACGGGCUUCAACACAAACACACCAACUAUCGCUCGGGGGCCGCGACCGUCGUCCGCAACCGCCAGCUGGUGGUGCAAAUGAUCUGCACAGUGGCUAACUAUGAAUACAUCUUUGCGUUCAUUUUCGACCAAGCGGCCAACAUCGAGCUGGAGGUUCGCGCCACCGGGAUCCUCUCCACCGUCCCCUUUGACAACCAUGAAUUCGGCAAAACCGUCCCUUGGGGCACGAACGUGGGCCCCGGUGUGAUGGCCCCCUAUCACCAACACAUGUUUUCGUUCCGAAUGGACCCUGCGAUAGACGGAUUCCAAAAUACCGUUUACUACGAAGACAGCGUCGCAAUGCCCGAGGACGAAAACAACCCGUACAACGUGGGAUACACAACGGAGCAAACGGUCCUCCGCACGAGUGGAACCGCCAGUACCAGCGUCGAUCGCCACCGUGUGUUCAAAAUCCGCAACGACUCCCAGAUCAACCCCAUCACCUACAAGCCCAUCGCAUAUAAACUGCAAACGGCACCCAGUCAGAUGCUCCUCGCCAGCCCGAGGUCGUACGGCGCCAAGCGUGCGGGCUUCGCCACCCAGCCCAUCUGGGUGACGAAAUACAAGGAUGACGAGCUGUACGCCGGGGGCGAGUUCACCAACCAGAGUAAGGAAAGUCAAGGUGUGGAAAAAUGGGUGCAGCGCAACGACCCCGUAGAAAACGAAGAUGUCGUUCUCUGGCACACAUUCGGCCUGACCCACAACCCCCGCAUCGAAGACUUCCCCGUCAUGCCGAUGGAACGCAUUAGCGUCAUGCUGAAGCCCGAUGGUUUCUUCACCAAGAACCCAGCCCUCGACGUCCCUCAAUCCUCUCAGUCAUUCAACAAGUCGACGUUGCACCCAGAACCAGUGGCGUGCUGUGGCCCCGCCAAGGGCAAGCUGUAGUUAAACAUUCGUCCUGGAUUAAUAAUACCGAUAUCAAAAAGGAUAUAGUUCAAUGACUCCUGAGAUCAACACGUCACACACUUUUGCUUAUGUCCAAACUACUGAGUAACGCGGGAAUAUUCGUAACUAGACGCCGGAAAUAGGUUCCAUACGAACGACAAGAUCAGUAUUUCUAGUAGUAGUCACUACCUACCGAGCCGAGUAUCAUCACAUAUAACAAUUUAAAAGCGUGGGAAGAACCCUAACAAAACAGGAAAUAGCAAACAUAUAAAAA
Messenger RNA from Aspergillus alliaceus, 2308 nucleotides. RefSeq names its product copper amine oxidase. The record is from RefSeq and is a predicted model, not a curated record. Gene Ontology annotation, molecular function: primary methylamine oxidase activity; quinone binding; copper ion binding. Gene Ontology annotation, biological process: amine metabolic process. Lineage: Eukaryota; Fungi; Ascomycota; Eurotiomycetes; Eurotiales; Aspergillaceae. The transcript has 3 exons. Bases 31 to 2034 code for a protein of 667 amino acids.